AAUUAACCUCCACAAUAACAAGUGGAAAAAUUACGGAAACAUUGUCUUUUACUAUAAACACCUCGGGCAUGGUGGGCACUGGCAUGGUUUAUGAUUUUCAAGCUUCGAGUGUGAAUAAAGAUGGAUAUCAUUUCAGUACCAAUGUAUCGGUCACUGUAAAAGCGUAUGCAUCGAUAGUUCGCAUUGAACCUCCAACGUUGGCGAUACCCACCAAGCCGGAAAACAACACUGUGAAAUGCUUUGCUAUGGGCUAUCCAAAACCAGUUAUAAAUUGGUAUAGAGGAAAUGUUACGGUCAGCAACAUAACAACACCUGGCAUUUAUCAGACUAACCAUUCUGAUCAUACAACAUUACACGUCGUAAAACAAGAUAAAACAAGUAUUGGAGAAUACACAUGCGUAGCUACUAAUAUUGUCGACGAACAUGUAAAACACGCUGUUGCUACAAUUCAAAUAACAGAUCAGUGUACGCCGAAGCCUUGCAAAAACGAUGGUCAGUGUACGCAAACAACGCAUUUUCCAUUCUUCAACUGUACGUGCCUGCCUCCGUACAACGGAUCCCGAUGUGAAAAUGAGGUGUUCUUUGAAAGAGGAGUUUGCAAAUAUCACAUCAAUUACAAUCACAAAAUGAAUUUUCUGACUGCAAAUGAGAGUUGCGGAAAAUUAGAAGGAAUACUUGCAAUACUAAAAGUGCAGAAAAUUCAGAUUUUUGUUGAAAAUCAAGUACAAGCAUUGUAUAACAACGUUGGUCUCAUUGAGCUGUGGAUAGGCGGUCAUAAAAACGAGAAAAAAUGGAUUUGGUUUGAUGGGUCAAGUAUCAAUUCGGAUACUGACUCUAAUUGGGCUCCUGGGAGGCCUGGGAACAAUAUUGCUUUAGCUCUUAGCUCCUGGUUAAGUAUAAAAGGAAAUAUGAGUCGUACGUGGGACAAGUUGCACUGGUUCGAUAAGACGAACACAAGCAAUAUUGGCUAUGUGUGUGAAGUUGCAGUAAGCGAUCCAUGUGUAUCAAAUGAAUCAAGGCCCGUAUGCCAAAAUGGAGGAAUGUGUAUUCGCAAAGGGUGUCAAAGAAAAUGCAUGUGCAACGCCGGAUAUGAUGGGGAACAUUGUGACAAUGAUAGAAUUAAUAUGGCGACAACUUCGCGCAAUUAUGUUACCGAAAUAAACAGAAGAAUCACAGUAACGCUCAAUGUUGACAGCAAUCACGGACUAAUCAAAGUUGAAUGCUUCCAAAAUUUGAACUUUUCAUAUUCUUUCCAAACAAAACGUAAUGUUUCAAACAAUGUUUCUAUCACAAUUGGUCCGUUUUCAAGUCAAAGUUUUCAAACAAGUUACACAUUCCGCGCAAGACCAGAAAUUGAUCCUGAAAGUUACUUCAGAGAGGAAAAUAUUACUGUCGUCGUCGAAGCGCCUGCACGAAUUAAAUAUAUGAGCUCAUCCUCUGAGAUAAUUCCAAACUCGAUGCAAAAUAUAACGUGUGAAGCAACGGGAGUUCCUCGACCCCAAAUCAAAUGGUAUAAAGGCAAUAAAGAAGUUUCUUCUGAAGUUAGUCAAACUGUGUUCCAAUCAAACACGUCAACUAUGGCCAUACUCCACCUGAAAAACGCCUUGCGAAAAGAUGCAGGAGUGUAUGCAUGCGUGGCAAGAAAUGUUGUUGGUGGUCGUAUGGAAGUAUAUGAAAAUACUUCUAUUCUGAGAGCCGAAAUUCUAUUGAAAGGUAAUAAUAUAAGUGAAAACAACAACUUUGCAACAGCUAUGUGUGCAUUUGAGGGAUAUCCAAUUCCUAAAAUUCACUGGAUGUUUUCUAAAAACGGAACAAAUCUAGCGAUUAAGCAAGAAGUCGGAUCAAUUUUUAAAACUUCUUCAACAAAUUCGACGCAAGAUGUUGCAAUAAAUACAAGCAAAUUAGACAUCGCACUCUUUGAAUAUUUGGGGAUGACAAACAUUUCCUGCUAUGCCAGCAAUUCGUUUGAAAACACGUCGACAGCAACAAUGAUUUUAAAUCGUAACCUUGCUGUAGGAUCAAAUUCAACAUACAUUGUGAUUGACAACAUGAGCGCGAGGGCAAAUUAUACAACAGCAAAAGAUCAUUGCUCAAGUAUAGGAGGAAGUCUGACAAAAAUCAAUAAUAACGAAACCCAAUUACUAAUAAAAUCAUUAGCAGACUACAGAAAAACUCCAGUAAGCCUAUUUAUCGGGGCGAAGCGGAGCAGAAAUGAUGGAGUUUGGAGAUGGAUAGAUGAGGAGAUUAUGUUCAACGAAGGUCGCAAUGAGAGCUGGGACACCAAUUCAAACAACUCUAAUGACAACUUUGAGGCCUGGGCCGAAGGUCAGUCAAACAAACAGAAUACUAACUGCGUAACAAUGAGGCAUCCCAGCUGGAAAUGGUAUGCAACAAAUUGCUCGGAAUCUAACGGAUUCGUUUGCCAACGAGGCGUAAUUGGAAAACCUACACAGAUGACAACUAUUGUGGAGCAAUGCAGUGCAAACAUAACAGUGUCAUGGCGUCCAGCAAUAGAAGCUAUCGGGAUCAAGCACACCUUGGAGCUGAUAAAAGAUGAUGCAGACAGGAUAAAGGCGGUUGCUCCGGAAGUUGUAAUACCAACAAAUUCAGAUAAUAUCUACAGACGACUAUCAAAUCUAGAACAUUCUACAGUAUAUCAAGUGAAGAUCACCGUCUGUUCAGAUAUAUGUACCCACCCUUCAGUGACAACUAGUACUGUGCGAACGGAUGCGACCCUUCCUGAUCCGGUAAAUCAGUUACGUGUUAUUAUGUUGAAAAACUCCAAAACGUGUCACCUUUCGUGGAAAGCAAACAAUACCGAUGGAAUUACAGCAUUCAAGAUUACAUCGCAAGCUAAGAUAGCCCAAGUCGCAUCAACGACGUACGCCCAGUGGUCAAUGACUGAAGAGUUCGACACAUCAAGCGAUGACUUUUCAAAAAAUAUUACAGUUGGAUUAAACAUGAACUACACAUUCACUGUGCGUGCUAAAACAUGCGCCGGCUUGGGUCAACCCGUAGUUAUAGAAAAUGGCUGUGUCACGGAACAAGGGCCUCCAGCAUCAAUACUACCUCCGACAAUACAAAUUCCUUCGAAUGGAUUAGCAGAGGUUAGCAUACCUGCGCCAGAUGAAUCCCACGGUCCAAUUACCUGCUUUUACAUCAUACUUAUUUACAAGCCAGAUGCCAACCACACAAAUUUGGAUUACAGACAUGAACAAUUGUUGGUCGCGAUGGAGAAAGCUAAAUCGAAGAAAUUAUUGAACAACGAUGCUUAUAUCGCAAUUGCAAUUACAAGGUCUGAUGUAGCAAGCAAGAUAGAUAAAAAUGAAACAUUCACUCGAAAAUUGGGAGAUGAAUCAAAGAGUUCGUGCAACUUGAGUUUGCCUUCUGAUUUGAAGAGGGUAAAGCGUUCGGACAGCAAUAUACGAUUCGUUGAAGGAAAUAAUCGAAAUCUGGAGAACGAAGCCACAUUCGGUGUACAGAUCGUAACAACCACUUAUGGAGAGAACGGACAGACUUAUUUUAAAACAAGCAAUACCACUUUAUUUUACAAAAAAGCGCCAACGGACCCCGAGCAACCAGGUGGAAACUCUUACGUUGCGGCAAUCGUUGUGGCGAUUAUUGCUGUAAUUUGUCUCGCUGCAAUCGUCGGAAUUCUUUUCAAAAAGAAAAGAGACACGUUGAAAAAAGCUUCGUUUGAUAUAGGCAUGCAACAACUUGGAGAGAGGACGGACCACGCAUAUGCAAAUUUUGCUAUGGACGAUACCGAACCUAGAUCAGCCACCAGUAUACCAAUGGAUCAAUUGCUCAUUAUUUACAACUCCAUGAAAGCAAAAGAUAGUCAAAAGUUUAGAGACGAAUUUGAGGCUUUAAAAGAAGAAGCUAAAGCAAUUGAAUACUCCACGGAAAUCGCCUCUGCCUCCGCAUUAAAAAUGAAAAAUAGAUACAAGAAUAUACUUCCGUGCGAUACUUCAAGAGUGAUUCUUAGAGGUGAGGGUGAUGCAACCUACAUCAACGCAAGCUAUAUUAAGGGUUACAAGAAAAAUCAAAAGUUCAUUGCAUCUCAAGGACCUUUACCAAACACAGCUAAUGAUUUCUGGAGAAUGGUGACAGAAAAGAACGUCUCAGUUAUUGUAAUGCUGACAAAUUGCAUCGAGGGUGGAAGAGCAAAAUGCGAAAAAUACUGGCCCGAUCAAGGAGUAACAAGAAUGUACGGUGAUGUCAAACUGGAAAACAAAAACGAAGCAACUUAUGGAAGUUUCGUAGUUCGUAGAUUCGCUCUCACUACGGAAAGUAAUGAGGAAAAACCCGUCUAUCAAUAUCAUUUCAUCCGGUGGCCUGAUCACGGAGUACCGGUAACAACAACAAAUUUGAUCAAAUUUUAUAACUCAGUGAUGUCGCAGCACGCUAAGACCAACAAAAACUCGCCUAUUAUUUGUCACUGCAGUGCUGGGGCUGGACGUACAGGCGCGUUUAUCGCAUAUGACUAUACACUGGAAGAAGCCGAAGCAAAGAACUCCAUUGAUGUCUACGCAUGCGUUCUAAAAAUGCGGGAAUAUCGCGUGCAGUUUGUUCAGACCUGUGAUCAGUACAUUCUCGUUCACAAACUACUUUUGGAAUGGUAUUUGAUGAAAGAAACAGAUAUUGAUCAAGAUUCCGUGUCAAAGGUUAUGGAAAAUAAACCAGAAAUCGUUGAAAGGUUGGAGAAAGAGUUCAAAAACCUCUCGUUGGUCGGCCCAAUAAAUCAGACCAAACAUGGCGACACGUCUAGGAAUCGUGCGAUGAACAGAUGCAAAGAGAUUGUGCCAUAUGAACGAAAUCGUGUCAUCAUACUCAAGCAAGUGAACGAAAUCGAUGUGCCUUAUAUAAACGCAUCUGUAAUCGAGACGUAUGAUACCACAAGAAUGUUUGCUACGCAAGGACCAAUGAAAUCAUCCAUCGAAUAUUUUUGGAGAUGUAUUAUUGAUAAUAGUAUUAAUACUAUCAUAAUGCUGACGAAGUGCACAAAUGAUAAAAAGGAACAAUGCGCACAGUAUUGGCCCGAAUCAAGUGAGGAUGAUAUAACGAUAAGGAAUAUGACGAUCAGUCUCAAACAAGAAUUCGUAGGCGACAUAAUUGAAAGAGAGAUGAAUAUUUCACGUGAAACAUACUCACGGAAAAUUGUACAGUAUCAGUACACCGGAUGGAAAGCUGACAAAUCACCAUGUGAUAUUUCUUCCGUUCUUGAACUUGUUAACAAAAUGCACGAAAAUCUUGCGCAAACAGAAGCAAGUGCAGCGCUGGUUCACUGCAGCGAUGGGGCCGGCCGUACUGGUGUUUUCUGUGCAAUUGUCAACCUUAUUGCGAGAGUCAAGAACGAAAACAAGAUUGACGUGUUUCGGGCGGUGAAAGAUUUGAGGGACUGUAGACCCGGCAUGGUUCAGACCCUGAAACAAUAUAAUUUCUGCUACGAAGCCAUCUCUUCUUUUCUGACAACGUCCAACCUUUAUUGCGACAUCAACGACAAAGAAGAAGAAAGUGAGGACCCUGAAUUACAUCCAUAUUCUGACAUCGAUAUUAAUGAAGUAGCAGAAGUAUCCACGGACAAAAAGAAAUAGCAUAGCAUUUUCUAAAUGCAAAUUUAUAUAUCAAUAACAUUGAACUAUGUAUAUAUACUAGUAUGUGUAAUAGUUUUUACGGUUAUAUAUGUCUAUUGGCAGUUGAGAUGGCGGGAUUGAUGACGCAAAAAUUUUUCCCAAUAUGAUUCAUUUUUCCACGGUAACACAACUCCCAAAUAUAAGUCGAAGUAGCAUAAUAUAAUGAUCUCGCAAAAACCUCAUUGAAAAUAAAUUCAAUUUUAAAAUAUCAGAAAUAAAAUCUUUCCGUUGCGCUAUAAUCUAUGACUGAAAACUCAUAUUUCUGGCAAAUAUGAUACAUUGUGUCAAUAAAGUUACUUUAUUGAAAACUUAUACUUUGACUACAUGUAUGAACGUAUUGAAAUUAGGAAUAAAGAAUUGGAACUUUCAAAUAUACAUAAGAAAACUUCUCAAAGAACAAACAUAACUAAUAUGAAUUAUCGAUAUAUAUUACUGAUUUUUUCUUUUUACGUUUUUUACUUAUUGAGUUGCAACUACACUCAAAUACAUAUAUAUUCACUUUAUCACGAUGCAAGUUUUAUCAGCAAGUUCAGUAUGUGUAAAGGCGUACUUUUUAAAUGUUGUUUUCAAUGUUUCAAUAUUGUUUCAAUUAUGCACAACUAUAUAUAUUCAGUCACAAGAUAUAUAUAUAUAUCCGUGACAGAAUGCAUUUUAAUUUUGUUUCUAUUAUUUGGUAUAAGAUAAAAUAUAUGCAAUAAAACCGGACUCAAAAUAUACAAAUCGAAUGCAAUUAGUACGUAUUUAUAAAAAUCUCGGAAAUAGAAAUAAAAAACUGUUGAUGGAAGUUUAUGCAAACCAAUGUCAUGAAACAUCAGCUGAAAUGAUAUUACUGGUAUAUGCCACACUGAUACAGCAAUGUCAAUAUGAGAUGAUAGGUCGGAUAAAAAAAAAUAUAACAGCGUCGCGUAGGCCUAUGAAAAAUGAUGACAAUAAUACAGUACUAGGAGUAAAAAAAACAUAUGAGUAAUAUUAAUAAGGAAGUCUUGAAACAUGUUCUGAACUUUUCUAACUGUUAUGCGAAGGGAAGAAUUUUUAUUUCCGACUAUAAUUUAAAUUUCAGUGGCUGACUACUUUAUUUGCUCUCAAAACAACUAUGACUAAAAGCAAUUUUUAAUUCUUGGAGAGCUACCAAAAAAAAUACUAAUUAUCAUAGCGCAGACGUCUGUUGACUUUGACCCUGUGAAACAGGCAGAUGUUGGAAAUAAACAAACGAGCAGUAAACUGUGCCUUUAACGUAUUUAAGGGACCAUAAGGCGUACUUUAAAACGUGCGCCUCAUGAGGCAAUGCACCUAAUGUAUGGAUCAUUUACUGCUUUAUUGCCCAUACUAAAAUCCAGUGGCGUUAUUGCUUUAAAAACAGUUCCGUCUUAUAUGUAGCCUUUAUGUAUGAAUGAAAAUUCAAUCUAGGUGAUUUGAUAGUGCACGUUAUAAUCAUUGUUUGCGAAAAAACACAUUGACUGGAUGAUUAGGAGGCCUCAGUCUUAUAAGUUAAAUUGGCCUAUUGGCUAAAAAAGUAGUUUGUCAUCCAAAUUUUACUAGAGCUUUCAAAUUUCUGUUAAUUGCUUCUGAAUAUUAGUGCUAAACGCCAAUGCUUAUAACCUUGUUAAAAAGGUGUGCAUCACGAUUUCACAAAAUUUCGAAAGUACAUUUCAAGUUUGUUUGCCACUGCCUUCAUUUGGUUCAUAAUCAGUAUUUUAGUCUGUGUUUACAUAAGUUUUUAUAUAAAAUAUUGCGCGCCUUAUCUGUCAUUACGUCUAUCGGCACUUGUUAUUGCCCCAAUCGCCAAAAAUUAAGUCGAUAAAAAGCAACAUGGAACUAUCAAUCGAGAUAAAAAUAAAUUAAUUUAUGAGCAUGGUGCUUUGUUAAUACACUAUACUGCUCUCUGUGGAUUUUACAAUUUAUUGGAUAAUCAUUUGAUUCAUAUUCAGGUAGUUGCACUGUGGAGGAUUAAAUGAUAUGCAACAUCUUAUUGAUCUAUUAAUUAUUGAGUUGAGUAUUGAG
Molecule: messenger RNA, 7637 nt
Organism: Styela clava
Lineage: Eukaryota; Metazoa; Chordata; Ascidiacea; Stolidobranchia; Styelidae
Source: RefSeq, a predicted model, not a curated record